UUUUGCCCUCGCUCCGCCGGGGCGAACAGGAAAAACGCCGGCGCAACUGUGCACCAGCUGUCCUUCGGGCUCGAUCCCUUGCCGAUGGCAAGACACGAAUGCAGAGGACGAGGAGGCGGAUGAGGGCGCCUGCCCCAAGGGUUAAGUUGGGCCUGUCCCCCUACAGGGGGAUUUUCGACGAAAAAUAAAAGGCACACCCAAAAAUAUUCAAAACGGGUUAGCCAAUGGAGAAUACUGUGGCGAGCGUCUGGUGCUCGCGAGCCUGAAAGCGAUAUGGCGGCAGGUGCAAACCUGUCCUGCUAUCCUACUGUGUCUCCAGUCAGGUCACCGUGGACAUUCGGGGAGCAUGAGACAGAGGUAGCUCGCACCACACCCGCUGAUAGGCAGGCGCCACUUUGCAACAUGCUCUUCUGGAACUCUGACAUUCCAUUCGCCAGUGGCGACGACAGGCAAGCAAACGCCAUGCAACCUGCCCAACUACGCAGCUCAACUGCACGCCGCACGCAGGUGCAGAUCGACUGCACGCCGCGAGAAGGAUCACUCAACUGCACAUCUACAACGCCUCGUGUGUGAAUGUGCCACGUACAACUUGAAGGCCGCAUGCUUUCAUACGUCAAACAAAUCCGCAGUCCGCCAGGAGGUGCCGUCUACUUGACGGACCGAAAUCUUGAUAGGCACAUUCCACUGCCACUUUCUGUAGGCGGCGAAGGUGUCCGACACGUCCCGCUCGUCGUCCACGGGGGCCGUCGGCGAAUUAGGCGUCAACGUGGCAUGCUUCACCGCAUGCACCUUGAAUUUCGCCCAAGGAAAAAUGCACCGCAUACUUGCCUACGCAAGGAUGCUCCUCGAUGGUCCUCGCCCAUGGAACAUGCACACGUCCGAGCGAUGCCAAGCCCCAGACGGGCCUCGUGCCCUCGGCCGCCCCUCCGUGGGCCGAGACGGGGCCUCGGGGGGCCCAGCGGGGGCCCGCGGCCGGCAGCGAGCGGGAGGGGGGGGGGGGGAGAGGAGGAGGCGAGGAGGCGAGGAGGAGGAAAAACAGCUACGGGCGAAC
Prorocentrum cordatum is the source of this 1051-nucleotide messenger RNA. The record is from the annotation of a GenBank genome assembly. Lineage: Eukaryota; Dinophyceae; Prorocentrales; Prorocentraceae.